This is a messenger RNA of Striga hermonthica, 813 nucleotides long. Lineage: Eukaryota; Viridiplantae; Streptophyta; Magnoliopsida; Lamiales; Orobanchaceae. The record is from the annotation of a GenBank genome assembly.
AUGGCUUCUUCACUACUCUCCGUUUCCCUCUCCUCCACCACUGCACCUCAUCUCCUCCGCCUUUCUUCUCCUUUUAAGGGCAAUGUGAGCACUUUGAAGGCCAAUUCAUCCCAAUUCACCUCCAUAAAGCUCUGCGACCCUAAAUCCAACCGAACUAAAUCGCUCUCGCUCGUCUGUUCGGCUGCCUCCUCCGUGCAGGAAUUUUCCGGGAGCACCGGGAAUGUCCGGUUCCGGCUGAACAACCUGGGCCCGCAGCCGGGUUCCCGCAAGAAUCGGAAGCGAAAGGGUCGGGGGCACUCGGCCGGGCAGGGCGGCAGCUGCGGCUUUGGGAUGAGGGGCCAGAAGUCCCGGUCGGGCCCCGGCGUCCGGAAGGGGUUCGAGGGUGGGCAGAUGCCCCUCUACAGAAGAAUCCCCAAAUUGAGAGGGAUUGCGGGAGGCAUGCGUGCUGGAUUACCAAAGUAUGUGGCUGUGAACUUGGGGGAUUUAGAACUAGCAGACUUUGAAGAAGGAGAAGAGGUUUCCUUGGAGUCUUUGAAGAUGAAAGGUCUCAUCAAUCCAUCUGGAAGGGAAAGGAAGCUCCCUCUUAAGAUAUUAGGUGAUGGACAAUUGAGUGUGAAACUCAAUAUCAAGGCACGGGCUUUCUCAGCCUCGGCAAAAGAGAAGCUGGAGGCAGCGGGCUGCUCGAUGACUGUUGUUCCGGGCCGAAAGAAAUGGGUCAAGCCAUCUGUGGCCAAGAACGUGGCUCGGGCCGAAGAAUACUUCGCCAAGAAAAGAGCCCAAUCCGAAUCAACCAACUCCUCCCCUUCUGCCUGA